UGUAAGCGGCUCGUGAUGUGUUUGCAAGGACAGUAUGGAACCGAGGCUGAAAAGAGACACAAGAAGCUUCCCCUCACGGCUUUUGCUCAGAACAUGCAGGAAGGUUCCCAGCAGCUCAGCGAGGAAACACUACUGGGGAAAAUGCUGGAGACUUGUGGAGAAGCAGAGAAUAAACUUGCAAUGGAACUCUCUCACCAUGAGAUGCAGGUGGAAAAGGAUGUUUUGGACCCACUGAAUCAACUCACCGAGAUGGAAAUCCCCAAUAUUCAGAAACAGAGGAAGCAGCUUGCUAAGCUGGUCCUAGACUGGGAUUCUGCAAGAGCUCGGUGGAACCAAGCCCACAAAACCUCAGCUACUAACUUCCAAGGGCUCCCAUCUAAGAUAGAUUCCCUUAAGGAGGAGAUGGAUGAAGCUGGAAAUAAAGUAGAGCAAUGCAAGGACCAACUUGCCGCUGAUAUGUAUAACUUCAUUUCCAAAGAAGGGGACUAUGCGAGACACUUUAUCUCGUUAUUAGAAGCCCAAGCAGAUUACCAUAGAAAAGCAUUAGCAGUCUUAGAAAAGGUGCUCCCCGAAAUCCAGGCCCAUCAAGACAAGUGGACUGAAAAACCAGCUUUCGGGACUCCCCUGGAGGAGCAUCUCAAGCGUAGCAGCCGAGAAAUCGCCGUCCCCAUUGAGGCCUGUGUGAUGAUGCUUUUGGAAACAGGCAUGAAGGAGGAGGGCUUAUUCCGCAUUGCUGCUGGAGCCUCCAAGCUAAAGAAGCUGAAAGCAGCGCUGGAUUGCUCCUCCUCGCACCUGGAUGAGUUUUACUCAGAUCCUCAUGCCGUGGCUGGGGCCCUGAAGUCCUACCUGAGGGAGCUGCCAGAACCACUGAUGACCUAUGCCCUGUAUGAAGAGUGGACCCAGGUUGCAAACAUCCAGGACCAGGAUAAGAAACUGCAAGACCUGUGGAGAAUUUGCCAAAAAUUGCCAAAGCCUAACCUGGCCAACUUCAGGUAUUUAAUCAAAUUCCUUGCAAAACUCGCACAGUAUAGUGAUGUUAACAAGAUGACUCCUAGCAACAUUGCCAUUGUGCUGGGCCCAAAUUUGUUGUGGGCCAAGAAUGAAGGCUCUCUUGCAGAAAUGGCAGCAGCAACCUCAGUGCACGUGGUUGCCGUUGUUGAGCCCAUCAUCCAGCACGCUGCCUGGUUCUUUCCUGAAGAGCUGGAUUUCAAUGUGUCUGGAGCGUUUGUGGGGCAGCCGGCUGUGUACUCCAACCACCUUCCUGCAGGGGGUGACUAUGAUUCCGGGACCCUGGAGCGGAAGAGGCCGGUCAGCAUGGCUGUGAUGGAAGGGGAGCUCCUAAGAAAGGAGAGCUUUGGUGUGAAGGUUAUGGACUUCCAGGCAAAUCCCCGGAGAGUUGGCACUGUGAAUAGAAAGCACACAGCCCCAGCUUUCCAGCCACCGCUUCCGCCCACGGAGGCUGGCCCGCUGGCCCUGGCCACGGCGGAGCAGCACCCACAGGCCCCUGGGGCUGAGCCCGGCCUCGCGGGUGUUUCCUCUGCCUGCCUGCCUGGCUCAGCAGAGCAUUCUCACAGCCAAGGCACGGAGGACAGCAGCUCUUCCAAGCCAAAGGACUCGGUGCCCUCAACCACACCGCCACCCCCCAGAAAUGGUGGACCCACUCAGCCUCUCAGCAGCACCAGCCAGCACUUGGUUGGGCAGCCCCAGAGCACCGCCGGGCCCAGCCCACACGCCCUCAGGCGAGCCAUCAAGAAACCUGCACCGGCCCCUCCAAAGCCAGCAAACCCACCACCGGGGCAGCCAGGGAUCCCGAGUGCCACUCCAGCCCCCAAGCCCCCCACUAGGAGCCCUUCUCCUCCCAGCCAGCAGUCAAACCAAGGAGGUGCUCAGCCUUCUGCUGCCCCGCCCCAUAUUUCCGCCCCCCGGCGAUACUCGAGCAGCCUCUCCCCGAUACAGGCUCCCAGCCACCCACCCCCUCAGCCCCCCACGCAGUCCAUAACACCACCUCCGCAGAGCAAGACUGGUAGUUUUGGACCCUCCCCGCCUGGCCCAGAGGGAGGGUCAGAGCAGCCGUCACCCACUCCUCCGCAAACCCCCACACCGCCUGACACGCCCCCCCUGGAGAAGCACAGCGCCGCCUGCUCAGCCGCCCAGCCUUCGACCCAGGACAUUCCACCGGCCCAGUCGCCUCCUCCAUCUGGCACGCUGCCGAGGCCCCGGCCAGUGCCCAGACCUCGCAACCGUCCCACGGUGCCCCCUCCGCCUCACCCGCCUGCUCCUCACCUGUCUGCAAACGGCUCUCUGCUGGGUCCUCCGGCAACAGCGUCGCACAUCGUGACCGAUACCAGUUCUGAGGUUCAAGAGCAAUCACGGGGCCUCCCUGGCGUGGAACUUCCUGCCACAGAAUUGGUGACUUCACCGAAUCAGAAUUCACACAACCACCUUGUGCUUGAUCUCGAUCAUGAUACUGAAAGCACUGCUUUGUAAAAAGAAUAAAAUCACUCCAAAGCAGCCUUUUCUAUCCCAAUGAAAACCUAACCAGUCCAGGAUUCACAGUGAGGAGCUUUAAAACAAAGAAGAAGACAAAGAAGGAAUGGUACCACUACCUGCCUUGUGUCUUCUGAGAAGACACGUGAUCUUUAAAAGAGUUUAAUGAUCUGUAUCCUGACAAAGCUGCCUAAGCUAACAUUGGAUGUUCUGGCUGUUGCUAAACCUUGUAUGAGAAGCUUGAUUGCUGCUGUUAAUCGAGACGGCUCUUGCCAGAAAGUUCCAAGAAGAAUCCAAAGCAAUGCAUGUGUAAUGGAAAUCAUAACCCUUUCAAGACCUCUGUUGAGCUCUUCUUCUUUGUCCGUAUCAAACAGAGGUGUGCAAGAGACAUGCUAUCUCUGAUAUGCUGCAGACUUCGUUAAAAGUAUGAACCAAAAAAUUGCUACAGGUGCAGAAGAUGACUGCUGGUUAUCGGUCACUUUUCUAAACGGUGGAUGUAUUCUUGUGCCUUGAUGGACUUGACACUGUAGAAGGAAAUGUACUGUCUCUCUAACCAUUUCAGUGCUAUUCUUUUUUAAAAUAUGAUUCUUUUCCCCUUUAUUUUUCAUAGAUAUUUGUAUUAACCCUUCUGCUCUGGUUUCUGUAACUUCCAUAGGCAGCUGCUGUCAAGCUGAACUCUGGAAAAUAUGUAUUGCUAUAAAUGAGUUGAACUUUGAAAGUUAUUUUGGAUAUCUUGUUGGGUUCAUCUGCUGAGUAAAAUUAUUCUCAUUU
Protobothrops mucrosquamatus (brown spotted pit viper) is the source of this 3258-nucleotide messenger RNA. RefSeq names its product Rho GTPase activating protein 17 (gene ARHGAP17). Gene Ontology annotation, molecular function: GTPase activator activity; protein binding. Gene Ontology annotation, biological process: regulation of actin cytoskeleton organization; positive regulation of GTPase activity; signal transduction. The coding region runs from base 16 to 2487 and encodes 823 amino acids. The transcript has 18 exons. NCBI's taxonomy places the organism in Eukaryota, Metazoa, Chordata, Lepidosauria, Squamata, Viperidae. Gene Ontology annotation, cellular component: intracellular anatomical structure; cytosol; cytoplasm. The record is from RefSeq and is a predicted model, not a curated record.